This is a messenger RNA of Hypanus sabinus (Atlantic stingray), 1088 nucleotides long. RefSeq names its product nuclear factor 7, brain-like. Gene Ontology annotation, biological process: protein ubiquitination. Gene Ontology annotation, molecular function: zinc ion binding; ubiquitin-protein transferase activity. NCBI's taxonomy places the organism in Eukaryota, Metazoa, Chordata, Chondrichthyes, Myliobatiformes, Dasyatidae. The coding region runs from base 45 to 1088 and encodes 347 amino acids. The record is from RefSeq and is a predicted model, not a curated record. The transcript is spliced from 6 exons.
CCGGAAGUGAAAGUAUUCUGAAUCAGGAAGUGCUGGGAGUUAACAUGGCUUCGAAAGGACCGGUCGAGAGUUUAACAGAGGAGGCGAUUUGUCCCAUCUGCCUGGAUUUCUUCACCGAUCCGGUUAUACUGGAGUGUGGACACAACUUCUGUCGCUCUUGUAUCACACGGUAUUGGGAAAGGGAGCAGAGAAACUCCUGCCCGGAAUGUAGAGAGGUGUUUGCUGACCGUACCCUCAGGGUGAAUCGGGCCUUAGCAAAUCUGGCUGAAAAAGCUCGAAAUCUAAACCUGAAUCGGAAAGGGAAGGAAAGUGAACGUCACUGCGAGGAACAUGAGGAAGAACUGAAGCUGUUUUGCGAAACGGACAAGACACUGAUCUGUCUGAUCUGUAGAGACGCGCAGGAACACCGAGAGCACCGCUUCAAGCCGAUUAAAGAAGCUGUUAAAAUCUACAAGGAUCAGCUAAAAUCUUCCUUAGACUCUCUCACAAAAAAGAAAUCAGACUUCCAGGAAAAGGAGCAGCAACAGAAAGAGAAGAUUUCCGGAGUUCGGAAACAGUCACACAGCAAUCAGACCCACAUCACAUCCCAGUUUGCUGAACUGCGACAGAUUAUCACUGAGAAAGAGCAGAGCUUACUCAGGGAUCUCAGGGAAGAAGAGAAGAGGAUUCUCAAACCAAUGGAGAAAAAUCUUCUGGCUCUUCAAGAGAAUAUAAGGAUUAUUCAGGAGGAAAUCACUAAGUUAAAGGAACAGAUGGAUCAAAAAGACAGUGUGAUGUUUCUCAAGAAGGAAGCUCAUCGGAACAGGAGAAUCAGUGACAAUGUCCAGGAAUUGUCAGUGACAGAUGAGGCCCUACCGGUUGAAAAAUUCGAUCGCUUCUAUUUGUUGAACACAGUGCUGAGUGAAACACUUGAUGCCAUUAACCGAGUUUCGGAGAAUGAGAGGAGAUCUCAUGGAAACACAAAAUUCUUUCAGGGGUCAACAGGCAGGAGUGAGGGAGGAUGUUUCCCCUGUCCAGCGGAAAACCCUUGUGGAGACAUCUGCUUUUGUCAAAUCAAAGGUUCGUGUCGGCCACCCGACCGCGCCUGA